AUGGAUGAUUCAAUUAUACAAAUUUUGGAGGACCCUGGAAUAGUUCAUUAUAAACAAUACUGGUUAAAAGUUCCGAAAGGCACGAUUCAAGAUGAGAUAUUAUCAAUAUUUGCAUUUGGUAGAUACAAGGAUUUGAGUACACACAGACUUGACCUGACCGAUUUGAUGCGACAAAAAUUACAAAAAUUGACUAUUAUAUCGAUCAUGUGCGAUUCGAAGAGGAAUAGUGAUCUUCCUUAUUCUAUUUUUAUGAAGGAAUGUGAGAUAGAGGAUGUGAGUAUUUUGGAACGGUAUUUGAUCGAACUGCAACCAUUGAUUCGAUGUCGAAUAGAUCAAGUGAAUCAAACGAUAAGUAUUGUUGAAUGUUUAGAUUGUAGGGAUAUAUAUUGUAAUGAGAAACCAUUACCAGAAUUAAGUCAGGUACCUAUAACUAAGAAUAAACUAAUUGAAAAUUUAAGAUGUUGGAAAUCUAAACUUCAAGAUGACAUUUUAUGA
Arxiozyma heterogenica is the source of this 495-nucleotide messenger RNA. It is a transcript of the gene CSN9, whose product is annotated as Csn9p. NCBI's taxonomy places the organism in Eukaryota, Fungi, Ascomycota, Saccharomycetes, Saccharomycetales, Saccharomycetaceae. The transcript has a single exon. The record is from RefSeq and is a predicted model, not a curated record. Gene Ontology annotation, cellular component: COP9 signalosome. The coding region runs from base 1 to 495 and encodes 164 amino acids.